AUGUCAGCCGAGCAGUCUACUCCAGAGUUUACAUCUCGUUCUCGAAAUCCAGUCAACCGUCCGUCUACAACUCCUUCUCCCCUCCGAGCAUCCGACUCUCAAGCGUCUGCCCGUCCCCCCACUCCACAGUCUUCCAUCAGACCAACCCCUAUGUCAGAAUCAUUUUACAUUACCAUGCCCGAUGAAAUGGUCCGGUCCGACUCGCAGUCGUCUGUGUGGCUCGGGAACAAUACAUUCAAUUCUUUGAAUAGACGUCCCUCAAUCGCCGAGGAAGAUGUGUGUUAUCCAUUAAGAGAAGAAGGGGAUGGAAUUGAUUAUAAAGCCCUUGAACAGUAUAUCAAAGGAGAAGACGAAGAUAACGGAGAAAACCGAUGUGAGUCUGAUGAUGUGAACGAAUAUAAUGAAAAAAGUGUCAGGGAAAAGGAUAUGGCGAUAGUUGACACUUCGGGUUCGAAGGGAUUGUAUCAGUUUGACAGAAAUACCGAGGCCAGCGAUCUGAAAGAAGAAUUUCGGUAUACCUUCUACUCGUCGGCUUCCGGUACGAUACGUGCAAAGACGCUUGGAUCAUUACCACCAAAGGGUACCUCUAUUACUGACUUGCUGAAAAAAAGCACCUUCUGGAUCGAUAUUCUUUCACCCAGUGAUUCUGAAAUGCGGGAGUUGAGUAAGAUAUUUCGAAUCCACCCCUUGACUAUGGAAGAUGUUUGUGCGCAAGAAUCGCGUGAGAAAUGUGAACUAUUUCGAAAUUAUUAUUUUGUUUGCUUUAGAACAUUCGAGAUGCGAACUCAACAUGACAAUCGAUUGGAGGCUGUGAGCAUGUAUAGUAUAGUGAUGAAAGAAGGCAUAUUGACAUUUCAUUAUAGGCCUACACCACACGCUCAUAACGUCAGAAAUAGAAUAAGGGCAUUGAAAGAUUUUCUCAAUGUUACACCAGAUUGGAUAAACUAUGGAAUCAUAGAUGAUAUUACGGAUUCGUUCGCUCCAGUUAUUCUUCGUGUCGAAUCUGAAGUUGAUACCAUCGAUGACUUGGUAUUAGCUCUUACAACCAGAGACACUUCUGACAUGCUGUUAAGAAUUGGUAUUUGCAGAAAGCAUGUUAACAGCUUACUAAGAUUGAUGGGCUCAAAGAUCGAUGUCAUCAAGGGUCUCAUUAAAAGAUCGCAUGAAAGAAUGGCUGCAAAUGGUACCACGAAAGGUGGACCAACGGACGUCACUUUGUAUCUGGGCGAUAUCCAAGAUCAUAUUAUAACCAUGCUCCAGAGUUUGUAUCAUUGUGAGAAGAUUCUUGCCAGAUCUCACUCUAAUUACCUUGCUCAGACGUCUGUCGAACUUACUCAACUGUCGAAUCAAGCAAAUGAUGCGAUAUCCAGACUUACUGUAAUUGCCACUAUACUUGUGCCAAUGAACAUAGUUACUGGUCUAUGGGGAAUGAAUGUGAAAGUACCUGGUCGAGAAGUAGACGACCUCAAGUGGUUUACGGGGAUAGUGUGUUCGCUGUAG
Messenger RNA from Paraglomus occultum, 1500 nucleotides. The record is from the annotation of a GenBank genome assembly. NCBI's taxonomy places the organism in Eukaryota, Fungi, Glomeromycota, Glomeromycetes, Paraglomerales, Paraglomeraceae.